Mytilus californianus (California mussel) is the source of this 4252-nucleotide messenger RNA. RefSeq names its product N(G),N(G)-dimethylarginine dimethylaminohydrolase 1-like. The transcript is spliced from 5 exons. Bases 73 to 984 code for a protein of 303 amino acids. NCBI's taxonomy places the organism in Eukaryota, Metazoa, Mollusca, Bivalvia, Mytilida, Mytilidae. Gene Ontology annotation, molecular function: amino acid binding; dimethylargininase activity. Gene Ontology annotation, biological process: positive regulation of nitric oxide biosynthetic process; arginine metabolic process. The record is from RefSeq and is a predicted model, not a curated record.
UCACUUCCGAGUGGAAACAAGAAAGGCAACCACUGUCACUGAACAACUUCUGAAUCAUUGAAUGCAGCAAGAAUGUCUAACAGAUAUGAAUGUAACGCGUUUGAAUACAAUUUUGCCAUUUUGGUAAGGAUUCCUGACAGUUUUCAGAAUAGUGCAAGAAAAUUUGAUCCAGAAGCAGAGAUUGACAUGGAAAAAGCGCGUAAAGAGCACAAAGAUCUUGUGGAGACUCUGAAGAAAUGUGAUGUGAGAACGAUUGAGCUUGAUGGGACAGAAGAAUACCCAGAAUGUCCUUUUGUUGACGACUGUGUUGUAGCUAUUGGUAAUACAGCCCUUAUAACCAGACCUGGAAGUAAAACUAGACAAGGAGAGGUUAGUGAAAUCAGAAGAUAUUUACAGAGUCAGAUGAAAAUGACCAUUGUAGAAAUUAGAGAUCCUGAUGCAAUUGUGGAAGGAGGAGAUGUAUUAUUUACGGGAAAAGAGAUAUUUGUUGGUAUUGGAACUGGUAGAAGGACCAAUGAGAAGGGUGCUCAGGCUGUAGUUGAUGCCUUCCCAGAAUACAAUGUUACACCUAUAAAUGUACCAGGAUCAAGAAGACUGAAAUCUAUGCUUAGCAUGGCUGGAUGGGAUAUCAUUGCUGUUGGAAGUAGUGAGGAAGCUCUUCUAACAUUUAAGCAAAUGAAAAGUCUUGCACAGUACAAGUAUCGCAUAUUAAGAUUGGACAGUGAUGAUGCAGCUAAUAUGCUGUAUGUAAAUGGUAGACUAAUACACAGAAGCAGAGAUGAAAUUGGUGAAAAAAGUUAUAGUAUACUGGAUGAAAAGAUUACGUAUGCCAAGCACAAGGUUGGAUUUUGGGAGAUCAGCAAGACUGGUGGAUAUCUAUCUAGUGCUGUACUACUAAUAAACAGAAACAAAAAACCUAAUUCUAUUGUAUCUAACAUAACCAGAGAAGAUACAACAAACUAUUCUGAAUGGAGGUCUAUGUAAAGUCAUUUGGAAAAUUGCAGCAAUAUUAAAGCUAUUUUAGAUUUUUGGGUCUGGCAUAUACACAUAAAUAUACACACACACAUACUGCAAGUUUAUUUAAAACAUAAAUUGAAACAGGAAGCUUAUACGAAUGUUUUAUUGAUUUUUUUAUAAUAUUUUAACAUAGAUCUGUAAGAUGGAAAAACAUAUUUUAAAAUACUUUACAUGAAAAUAAAUUUAUAAAGAUUUUAUUUCAAGUCCUUCAUAGAAGGGUGUUAUUUUAGAAAUAAAUGUAAUUUAUUUAUUGAAGUAAAAUAUGCAUUAUCAGAUUAGACUUUGCAAAUAAAGAUCAACAAGGCUCCAUUAAAGUAAUAUUCUCGUUUCACUGAGAAAAGAAUAGAAAAGAUUUGUUUAAAUGAAUUUUAACUAUUAUUCAAAGGGAUUCCUUCCAAUCUAUUAGUAAUUUUGCAUUGCAAGUAUAUCAGAAAGGAAUUUGAAUGUUUUCAUAUGAAUUAUUUUAGUGAAACUCUAUAACAACUGCAUCAAAACACUGUAAUAGAAUCAUUCUUAUUUUUGAUUUUGUUGAUGUAUGUACAUUUAUGGUGCUAUAAAUAUCUGACAAUCUAAGAAAGAUAAAAUUAUUUUCCUGUGAUUAAUUAUCAAAGAGCACGACUUGUUCAUUAUAGAUAUUAAUGUUGGGUAUAUUGUGUAAAGUCUGUGUGUAAAUGCCAGUAAAGUUUUAAUCAGAAUUACGUCCAAGUGAAAAUUUUUAGAUAUAAAAAAAAAUAUCAUCUAUUACGCUGUGAUCUUUUUCUGCCUUUAUUUUGUCAACUAUCUUGUUACUGUUCACAGGGACUCUUAUAUAAAAUCUGAAAAUUUGGUCAUUUGUUAUCUCCAUUUACUUAACACUUAAUUUACCCUGUACCUUUGACUUAAAGAAAAUUUUAUAAGGCCAUGUUGUAGCAAUUUCAGGAAACACCAGGCAAAGUUGUGUUGGGAGAGAUGUUUAAACUUGUCUCAAUUCUUAAAUGCAUGUGUUCCUCAAUUUCAAUAUCAGUUUAUAUAAACAAACUACCAUUUUUCUUAGUGACACACUUAUCAUUCUCAAAGUACAUGUAUGUCCUAUAAGUUUGCACAAUGAUUUAUCUUUCUAAAUAGAAUGACACUGUUCUACACAGAGCAACUUAAGUAAGACAUAGAUUUGUUUGCAAUGCAUAGCACCUAGUUACAUAUACUGACAAUUAAUUUAAGCAUUUUUUUUCUAAAUCAGUAACGAGGAGACUGCUAUCAUUUGAGAUGUAAUUCUAAUUUUAAUUUUAAUGCCCAUGUUAUUUGCUUAGCACUUAGUUAUUAUCUUUUUUAAUACUGCCAUAUUUUGUUAUAUUGUUCUUUAGAAUUAUAUUGGAUUUUUUUAGCAAAAUCCUUUUAAUGUGCAUUUGAUUUGUAUUAGCUAGAAAGGUGAAGAAAUAGAGAUUUCAUGGACAGAUUAUUCAAUGCUUAUAUUUAUACAACAUUUUCUAUAAUAAAUAAUAUUGAACAAUAAAUCAAUUUUCAUUAAUCUCUUUUUUUUGUAGGCAAGUCAAUGACAUUCUCCACUUAAAUAAAUAUAUAAUACUUUUAUUCGUCAACCAGUAAAGUUAACUGUUUGAUAAACCACAUCUAAAUGAUAAGUAAAUCAAGGAUUUAUAAAGUAAGAUCCUUGAUUCAGUAAAACUUUUUGAAAGAAAAUUUAUAGGUCUUUGGUAUAUCAGUUAGGAUUCCAUUUGAAGAUUUAUUAUCAUAUGUAUUUCAUCAUAUUAUUAAUCAAGAACAAUAAAGAGGUUGGAAUCUCCCAAAUGAAGGAAAAUUACAGCUGUCAUUUCUCAAACAUCAUUUAAAUAAGAUGUAGAUAUUGCUCUGUAAUAGAAAUUGUAAUAAUAAAUUAGUAAUAAGAUUUAACAUAUAAACGAUUUGAAAAGAAAUAAUGCAUAUUUUGUAAUUUAUCAAUUAUUUUGAGUUUAUUUCAUGUAGAGAGUUGUUAAACUUGUUAUCUUGUUAGCUGACACAAAAAUACCUCAAACUUGAAAAAUUCCAUAUCGGUGUUUGGCAGGUACUAUAUGUUGUAAAGUCAUUUUUUUGUGGUUUAUUUCUUUCUAAUAUAGGUUGUUUUGUGAAAUUUUGUUUAUGUCAAACAAUCGACUGAUUACUUCAAAUCAUCUUGAAAUCUUAUUUUUAUUACCAGUAGUAGACAAUCAAGCCACUAAGAAAAUUUCAAUGAAUACAGAUUUUACUAUAUCCCGUUGUCUACAGUUCUUUACUUAUUUAAUUCAGCUUACAUUUUUAGCAUUAUUUUAAUAUAGCUAUAUUCAACUAUUUAUGAAAUAAAAUUAAAACAACUCAUUUGAAUAAUUAAAGCAUCCCAUGUGGAUAAAAGUUGUAAAAAUUAUUCCUUAACAUCUAUGUCUUAUUCAAUCUUAAAUUAUUGAUAACUCCGUAACUGUAACAAAAGACAGCAAAACAAGAUUUCAGCAAAAUAUAUUUUUUUCCAGAACUUUAACUGAAAUUAAAUAAAUAUUUUUUUGUCAAUGUUUAAGGAAAUAAAAGCAACUGAAAAUAUAUCUUCUUUUUUUCAUUCAAAUUUGAAUGAAAUGUUUUUUAGGGUUUGUUUUUACAAACAGAAAAAAGUAAUAAAUACAAAAUGUUUUGAAGAAAUACUUCAUUUUACUAUCCGAUUUAUUAAGCAGUACAAAGCUUGAAUUGAUUCUUUUAAGACUGUUAUAUACCCUCAUUUGUGUUGUGAGUAAAUUUAUUUUUUAUUUUAUUAAAUAUAUUUUAACUAUUUUUUAUUUUAUAAAAAAUUUAUGUUGUGAUGUUUAAUUGAAAUGUUUUUUUUCUGUUAUUGGUGUAAAAAAAGUUUUUCUAUAAUGGGUGUUGAUAGAUGUAUUUAACAUGUUAUUUUUUUAUGAAUGAAAACUUACAUCAUUUCUAUUAACAUUUUUUCAUUUUAUCAGUAGUGUGAAGAGUAUGUUUUAAGGAUAUGGAAAGGAAAAACUGACGUUUUUUUUUUUUUAACUUUUUAUGGAUAUUUUCAGUUACCACAUCUUAAAUCAUUAUAUCUAGCGUAGAUAAAAUCACAGCUUAUUGCAAUUUUCAUAUAAUCAUGUCACCUAGAUUUUCUUAUAUUAAUUCUGUAUGAAACAAAUGACUUAUGUAUUUUUCAAUUUAGCAUUAUUGUAUAUGAUUGUUUCAAAUUUGAAAUUGCAGCUUCUUUAAGAAAAAAUAUAUAUGAAUAUAUAAAAUGCCUUAAUUA